GUUCGGCCUUCUCGUAAUAAAAUGGCGUCAGAGAAAACAGCUGCGCUGAUUGCUCUGGAAGAACAACCUAAAGAAAAAGAAAGCACAACCCCUAAAGCCUUGAUAAGAAACAAUUUUUUUCAUAGGAAGUCAGCACUCAUAACAUGUAUUUUCCUCCUGUUGAUCAUACUAAAUACUGUUCUUCUACUGGUUAUUAUCAUUGGCUCUCACAUUAAAAGCAAGGAUGAAUCACAACAGGUCCAUUACAAUGCAGAAAACUACCAAGAACCCUCAGAAAUUUUUGAGUUGCGCAUAUAUAAUAUUUAUGCACAGAACUUUUCAGACACACUGAAAUUGUUUGAAGAAAUGAGUCUACAUCGCAACCUUUUUUCUAAAGUCUUGGGCUGUUGGACAGGAGAGAUUGGCGCCUCAAUAAAUCAAAUUGUACAGAUAGAGCAGUAUGAUCACUUGGAUCACCGUAAGAAAGUUCAAGGUGAAUUAUCAAACAACAUCAGAUGGCUAACAGGCUUUAUGCGAUAUCUUUUGCCAUCUGUCCAAAGCUGGACCAAUGCUCUGAUGGCACCAGUACCUCAUUCUCAGAUCAACACCACCUUUGACAGUUCCUCAGAAGCUCUUUACAGGCUAGAAAUUCUAAAAGGAUACAAAGCAGCGCCCAGUAAAUCUAAAGACGGUAAUGAGGUUCUUGUUGGUAGAUUUCUUGGUGUGUUUGGAUCCACCAACACUGAAUACAGACUGUGGCGCUAUUCUUCAAUCCACCACCUGCAGGCUUCAUCAUGGAAGAAGAUAUUAUCUAACCCUGAAGAUGGCACAUCUCUCCUAUUGUAUCCUACCAAGUUCUCAGCUUUGAGAUAAACUUUUCAAUACUCAGCUGGCAGCAGAUCUAAUCCACUCAGGCCUUAUUUAUACAUUUACUUAUAUACAUUUCUGUCAGGUUUUUAUAUCUACUUAAGGGGUCAUCCAUUUAUGACGUCAA
Messenger RNA from Physella acuta, 973 nucleotides. RefSeq lists its product as uncharacterized. The record is from RefSeq and is a predicted model, not a curated record. NCBI's taxonomy places the organism in Eukaryota, Metazoa, Mollusca, Gastropoda, Physidae. Gene Ontology annotation, cellular component: mitochondrion.